UGUACUCCCGUUGUACAUUACCAGGCAGCGAAUAAGCUCCCUCUGGCUAAAGCGAGUGUUGAGAUCGCGCGUCAAGAUCUGCUUGUUCCUGCUCUUCGUCCCUUGCUUGCUCUUCUCCGUGGGCAUGAUCGCGUCCCUCUGCUCCAAGGGACGUCUGCUUUCAUCAGGGGCGGGAGUGACACAGUGCCGUUCCCGGACGCUGCCGCGGAAAAAAAAGAACCUCUCGGAACUGACCUGAAAGUUCGCCAAGCAAGCAGCGCGGAGAAGGAAAAGAAAGGCUUGUUGGAAAAAGUGCUCGAUGACAUUAGUGACCGCAUUUACCCGAGGCCGGAGGCGUCUUCCCAAGAUGUCAGUCGUGUGGUCACCCAGGGAGGGGAGGACUCCGAUCCCGUGGCGAGGGAGAGGAGGGAUAAAAUAAAAGAGAUGACCCUCCACGCGUGGAAGGGCUACAAGACCUACGCCUGGGGCAGGAACGAGCUGCGCCCCGUGAGCAGACAGUGGCAGACGGCGGGGCUCUUCGGGGCCAGGGACAUGGGCGCCACGCUCGUCGACUCCCUGGAUACCCUCUUCAUCAUGGGUCUCAUGGACGAGUUCAACGAGGCCAAGAAGUGGGUGGAGAAGGAGCUGGACUUCAACUUGCUGAGGUCAGAGGUGUCCCUCUUCGAGGUCAACAUUCGAUUCGUGGGAGGCCUGCUGUCAGCCUACGCCCUGACGGGAGAAGCCAUAUUCCGAGAACGGGCUUUGCAGAUUGCGACUAAACUCCUUCCCGCAUUCUCCUCGAAGUCUGGGAUUCCGUUUGGCCUCAUCAACACCGGAAAUGGGAAGACCAACAAUCACCGGUGGGCGAACGGAGGGUCAAGCAUCCUUUCCGAGUUCGGGACCCUCCAUCUGGAGUUCCUGUACCUGUCGGACGUGACGGGACGUCCCGUCUUCCGCGAGAAGGUGUUCAAGAUAGCGAGGCCGGUCGGGAGGGGCAGCCACGUCAGCGGCGAUCUCUUCCCCAAUUACAUGAACCCUUACAACGGGCAGUGGGGCCAGCGACACACGUCUCUCGGGGCGUUCGGCGACAGUUUCUACGAGUACCUCAUCAAAUCCUAUAUCCAGUCGAACUCGACGGACACCCAGGCCAAGGAGCUGUACGAGGACGCCAUAGGAACCAUCACCGACCGCCUGGUUCACAAGACGCGAUCCGGGCUGAUAUACUUGGCCGAAAGCAUGGGUACUAGUUUGAUACACAAGAUGGAUCACUUGGCUUGCUUUGCCGGCGGGAUGUACGCCCUCGGCGCAAAAUACCUGCCGCGCCCGACCUCGAAACGCGAAAUGGAGAUCGCGGAGGGCAUCGCCCAAACCUGCCGCGAGACCUAUGCCCGAACUGCCACGGGGCUGGGUCCCGACAGCUUCCACUUCCCUCAGAUGGGCACCGGUCAGGAGAUCCUGCCCUCGGCGAGGCACUACGCUCUUCGGCCAGAGGCCAUAGAGACGUGGUUCUACCUCUGGAGGCUCACCAAAGACCAGAAGUACAGGGACUGGGCUUGGGACGCUGCUAUGGCUCUGGAAAAACACUGCCGAGUCGAGAGCGGAGGAUUCAGCGGUCUCUCAGACGUCCACAGGACAAAUCCUCACAAGGACGACGUCCAGCAGAGCUUCCUUCUCGCCGAGACGCUUAAGUAUUUGUACCUGAUCUUCUCCAGCGACUCCCUCAUCAGCUUGGACCAGUGGGUAUUUAACACGGAGGCCCACCCAAUACCCAUACUGGGCAAGAACGCUCUCUAUCGCAAGGCGUAAACUUCCGAUGCCAAAGACAUGUGUUACCAUCGCGAGGCAAGCACUCAAGACCUCUCUCUCCAAAAGCGUCAUCGCACCGUGUAUACAAUGGAGUCCCAUCCCCCGUGGAGUUGAAACUACAAUAUGAGUACAAAAAACCACAAGCCGACGAGGGCCGCCGCCGUCGAUAUUCACAGCACUGAUAUCCGUAGGCAAAAAAUAAUCAAUGGCAUUUAUAUAUUUCUGGCAGGAAGAAGUUAUCCGAAGUGCGAAGUCUAGUCUAAAUAUUAUUUACUCGAUUGCAUUUCGGAUAUUUUUAGAAUAUUGAGAAUUGUGAUUCUCUCUCUCUCUCUCUCUCUCUCUUGGCCCUGUUUGUCAAGCCAGAAUUCGAGGCGUGCUUGAUUUCGUUACUCCAUAUUAUUAUUAUUAUUAUUAUAUUAUUAUUAUUAUUAUUAAGAGUGAGUUAAAAAGCUCAUUUUUCAUGGAGGCUGGACUCUUCACUCCAUAAUUAUAGGAGAUCCCCAUGGGAUGAAGAAUGGGAACAAGAAGAUAUUUGUUUUUACAAGAGCGAUUAAACACACCAUAACA
Macrobrachium nipponense is the source of this 2352-nucleotide messenger RNA. RefSeq names its product mannosyl-oligosaccharide 1,2-alpha-mannosidase IA-like. Gene Ontology annotation, biological process: carbohydrate metabolic process; mannose trimming involved in glycoprotein ERAD pathway. The record is from RefSeq and is a predicted model, not a curated record. The transcript has 9 exons. NCBI's taxonomy places the organism in Eukaryota, Metazoa, Arthropoda, Malacostraca, Decapoda, Palaemonidae. The annotation marks the transcript as partial. Gene Ontology annotation, molecular function: calcium ion binding; mannosyl-oligosaccharide 1,2-alpha-mannosidase activity. Gene Ontology annotation, cellular component: endoplasmic reticulum; Golgi membrane.